This is a messenger RNA of Cucumis melo (muskmelon), 351 nucleotides long. RefSeq lists its product as uncharacterized. The transcript has a single exon. The coding region runs from base 1 to 351 and encodes 116 amino acids. The record is from RefSeq and is a predicted model, not a curated record. Lineage: Eukaryota; Viridiplantae; Streptophyta; Magnoliopsida; Cucurbitales; Cucurbitaceae.
AUGAAUUUGAAUGAGAAGCUGCAACAAAAUGAUGGUGCAGAGAUGGUCGAUAAGCAUCAGUUUAAAAGCUUUGUUGGAGGCUUGAUUUAUCUAACUCAUACCCGUCAUGAUAUUUCGUAUUCUAUUGGUGUGAUUUCUAGGUUUAUGCAAUGUCCUUCAAGGGAUCAUUUCGACGCAGCAAAGCAGGUUAUGCGAUACAUUGCUGGAACUAUAGAAUAUGGCAUUUGGUACUCUAAAGUUUCUGAUUUCAAAUUAUGCGGGUUCACAGAGAGUGAUUGGGCGAGCUCCUUGGAUGAUAGGCGAAGUGUUUCAGCGAAUGUUUUCACUUUAGGAUCAGGAGUUAUUACUUAG